Molecule: messenger RNA, 1485 nt
Organism: Paramecium tetraurelia
Lineage: Eukaryota; Ciliophora; Oligohymenophorea; Peniculida; Parameciidae
Exons: 2
Biological process (GO): mannose metabolic process
Molecular function (GO): alpha-mannosidase activity; carbohydrate binding
Source: RefSeq, a predicted model, not a curated record
AUGGGAAAAUCAAAGUAAGUUCAUUUUCUUGAAUCAUUUUAUCAAAAUACUUCAGGCAUAACACAUGUUUAAUGUUAUUUUAAUGAAUCAAAUUCAUGUGAUUCCUUAUUUGAUCCUCUUAGUCAAAACGAAACUAUUAUUGUAACAAUUAUUGAUAUAAAAAUAAAUAAUGAUGGCUAAAAUGAUUAUUUGAAAAUGCUGAUUCCCACAAAUUUAAACAUAAAAAUUGUGGAUGAAUAUGAAAAUUCCAUUUAUGGAGAAAUUAUUUGUAUAAAUAAGAGAUGCACUCUAUACUUACCUAGAAAAGUAAAUAAUGAAAAAUUGUUACAUUAUAUUCGAAUAAUGGUUGAUUUUGACAAUGAUACAAAAAUUAUGAAAUUAGAACCAAAAGUUAUUGAAAUUUAAAAGAAUACAAAAAUAUUUGAUAAAUUUCACCUAUAUUAUAAAGUUUAUUUAUCAAAAUAGUCAAGUUUAAGUAGUGGAGCAUAUAUAUUUAGACCUAAUUUGAAUGCCUCUGAUUAUGGUGAUUUUCUCUAAGCAAUUGAAUUUUCUGGUCAAAUAAUCUAAUAAAUAUAUUUGGAAAAAACAACACUAAAAGUCUGGAUUACAAGAUUUGAAAAUCAAGAUCUAUUUUCUAUUGACACAUUUUUAGAUUCCAUAGAUAUUUCUGAUUAAUUUGGUAAAGAAAUCAUAUUGUAAAUUCAAACUGAUAUUUCAAAUGAUGGUAUAUUUUAUACUGAUAGCAAUGGAUUCAAAUUUUAAAAACGAAGGAUAAAUCACAGGGAUUCAUGGAACAUAAAAAUGAAAGAGUAAAUAGCUGGUAAUUAUUUUCCUGUCAACGGUGCUAUUAUGAUCAUGAAUAGUGAUGGAAAUUCUGCUUGUGCAGUACUAAAUGACAGAGCUUAAGGAGGAUCAAGUUUAGACUAAGGAGUUAUUGAAUUAAUGCUGUAGAGAAGAUUAGUACGUGAUGAUAACAAAGGACUGUUUGAAGUUUUGGAUGAAUAAGAAAUAGAUAAGGGUUAAAAAGUAGGUAUUAGAUAAAUGAUAUCACAUACAAUCAUUUUCUAUAAUCAUCAAUAACAACCAAAUCUAUUAAGAGAACAUCAAUAUAAAUAAGAUUUAUAACCCUUACUCUAUUUUUCAACAUAACCUUUUAUACAAUAUUCUUCUCUAUUGGAUUUAUUUUAAGGAUUUUUAAUCAAACAGUCCGAUAAAAAUUUGAGCAAAUUAUACAUAGAGCCUUGGUUAUAAAAUAAUUAGUAUUUAGUAAGAGUUCACAACAUGAAGGAAGAGGGCAUUUAAAAACUAAAUUUCCUUAAAGGAUUAUCAUUCUUAGAAACAACUUUGACUGGCAAUUAAGAUUUAAAGAUGUGGGAGCUUAAUCGAUUAAAAUGGAGCGAUAGUUAUCCAAAAAAACAAAAUUAUUAAUAUAAGGAUGACGAAGUUGGUCCAAUGAAGAUAAGAACGUGGAUUGUAACUAUUUGA